AUGCACAACGUGAUGAAAUCUUUCCGCGAGGCCCUCGCAAACGCCAGUAACAUCCUGAUCCUCACCGGCAGCGGGAUCUCUGCCGAAUCCGGCGUACCGACUUUCCGAGGUGCUGGUGGUUUUUGGCGUAAAUACCAGGCACCGAGUCUCGCGACGCCGGAGGCCUUCACGGCGAAUCCUUCAUUAGUCUGGGAGUUCUAUGAAUAUCGUAGGCAGUUAGCGAGCAAAGUCAAACCAAAUAAAGCACACGAAGCUGUGGCAGAUUUCCAGAAGCGCAAGAUAGCGGAGGGUAAAAGGGUGUCGAUCGUCACGCAAAACAUAGAUAAUCUGCAUCAAAAAGCCGGGGCGACAGAUGUACUGGAAUUACAUGGUUCACUUUAUAGAACACGCUGCACAAAGUGCCGCAACGUUGCUGUUAACGAAAACAUUCCCAUCUGCCCGGCACUAGCAGAAAAAGGAUCUCCUGAUCCGAACAUUAUGUCUUCUGAUAUUCCAAUAGAAGAAUUACCACAUUGCGAAAUCAAAGAUUGUGGAGCGUUACUGCGACCUGACAUUAUAUGGUUCGGAGAACAGCUGGAUGCAAACGUGUUGGAGAAAGCCUAUGACAUUGUGGAAACGUGUGAUGCUUGUCUGGUUAUUGGAACCUCUGCAAUCGUAUAUCCAGCCGCUAUGUUUGCACCGCAAGUCGCGCAACGUAAUGUACCGGUUGCAGAGUUUAAUAUAGAGGAAACGCCAGCCACAAAACAAUUGCAGUGAGUAUAGAAAUUUUUUCUUUGUUAAUAAAAAAUGUCUUUUAUAAUUUAAAAAUUUAAGGAAGUUCUC
Molecule: messenger RNA, 822 nt
Organism: Acromyrmex echinatior (Panamanian leafcutter ant)
Lineage: Eukaryota; Metazoa; Arthropoda; Insecta; Hymenoptera; Formicidae
Product: NAD-dependent protein deacylase sirtuin-5, mitochondrial
Cellular component (GO): nucleus
Molecular function (GO): histone deacetylase activity, NAD-dependent; protein-malonyllysine demalonylase activity; protein-succinyllysine desuccinylase activity
Source: RefSeq, a predicted model, not a curated record